CCUUAGUUCCACUGCUGUCUCUUUCCUCACUUCCUCUUUCAUCACUUUCUCAAACCAAAACAAACACAGCACAGUUAACACACAAACACCAAUGACCAUCCAACUUAGAUUGUUUUUGCAGCCACAAAACAUCUUAGGAGUUGACCAAACCAACGCAAACGCAAUUCAUUCAUAAUCCACUGCAGCUUCCCUCUCUCUCUCUCUCUCUCUUAUUCCCUGGAACAAUAAAAAAAAAAGCCUGGGGAAAAAGAUAAAGCUUCUCGUUUUCUCUCUGCCCCUUCUUUCCCGCCACCUUCGUUUCAUUCACCCUUUUCGUUUAACUUCAAUUUCUCGUCCUUUUCUUUUUCUUCUUCUUUAUCUUUUUCCUUUCCUCUCUCUCUCCCAACAUACCUUCUGAUCCGAUCUAAUAUGCUAACUGAGGUUGCUGCGUACUGGGCACCCUGUUUCUCGCGACAGUGAAAGUUUGGAGACCAUUUUUUUCCAGCCAGAAUGCUGUGAAUGAAUUUGGUAUUUCACUUUCGAGAUCUACUGUGGAAAAUCUGUUGGUAUUUUGUUAAAAAUUUUGAGCAAGAUGUCUGGUGAAUCAGCUCCCAAACCCAAACCACGAUUAGUGUUAUGCCCUAAAUGCUGGCAACUUCUUCCAGAGUCUCCAGACUAUGAUGUGUACAAGUGUGGUGGAUGUGGCACAACACUUCAAGCUAAGAAACGAAGAAGUAAGGAUGUGAACUCAGAGUCUAGUAUGCAUGAAACGGAUGCAGCUCCUAGAAAUGCAGUGGAUCCUAAAGCUGAUGAUAAACAAUACAACAAUGAAGAGAAACUACUUAGAUAUCAGGAAAAUGGUGUGAGGGAAAAGUUGAUUAGUUCUUCAUCAGGAAAAUGCUCUUUGGAUGGAUACGAUAGAAGGGAUCAAAUUGAAAAUGGUGAAUGCAAUGGAGAGCAACUAGUUGCUUCUCAGGUGAAUGGUUUCAAUGAAGAAACAACUCGUUCUUCCUCUAGAGAAUGUUCUUCGAGUGAAAAUGGUGGUAGGGAUCAAAUUAAAGAUGGUGAAUUCAAUGGAAAGCAGCUAGUUACUUCUCCGGAGAAUGGUUUUGGGGUAAAAACAUCUAGUUCUUCCUCAGGAGAGAGUUCUUUGGCUGGAAAUGGUGGAAGGUAUCUAAUUGAAGGUGGUGAAUGCGAUGGAGAGCAGCCAGUUAUUUCUCAGGAGAAUGGUUUUAGUGAAAAAGCGGCUAGUUCUUCCUCACAAGAAUGUUCUUUGAAUGGAAAUGUUGAAAGGAAUGAAAUUGAAGAUGGUAAAUACAAUGGAGAGCAUCCAGUUAUUUCUCAGACUAAUGGUUUGGGUGAAAAUGCAGCUAAUUCUUCCUCGGGAGAAAGUUCUUUGAAUAGAAAUGGUGGAAGGAAUCAAAUUGAAGAUGGUAAAUACAAUGGAGAGCAGACAGUUAUUUCACAGGAGAAUGGUCUUAUGGAAAAAGCCUCUGGUUCUUCCUUGGGAGAAUUUUCUUUGGAUGAAAAUGAUGGAAAGGAUCAAAUUGAAAAUGGUGAACGCAAUGGAGAAUGGAUUGAACAUGUUAAUUUGUCAGAUGAGACACUGGAAAAUGAGAUGGAUAUGUAUAAAUUGUCAGAUAUGAGAAGUCAAAGUGGUUGUUCAGAUGAGCUAACUCAUUUUGAAAAUGAUGCCUCAGCAGAAUUGGUGGCAGUGUGUUCAGUAGAAAAUGCUAACACAAACUUGCAUCUAGAAGGAGAAGAGCUAAGUAAUGGAAAUGUGCCAUUAGAAGGAGCAGGGGAGCAGUUAAUUAGUGCAUUGGAUAAAGAAGAUGCCAAUGAUGAGAAAUCAGAUUUACAAGUAAAUGGAAACUUGAUACUAGAAGGGCCAGAAGAAGAGUUAUUUUGUGGAUCAGGUGAAGAAGGAGUCAAUAAUGACAAAUUGGAGCUAUUUGGUGCGAAUCCUAAGGUGGUCAUUAAUGGAAGCAGAGAAGCAACAUCAGAAGAAUUACUUGACGGAAACUUGUUAUUGGAGGUAACAGAAGAGCAGUUGAAUGGUGAAGAUCUUAAACAUCUGCUAUCAGAUCUAGUGGGUGCAAAAUCUGAAGUGGACAAUGCAGGAAAUACAUCUACUGCCAAAAGGUUAAGUACUGAAGAAGGAAGCAUUUCAUGUGCCUACCCCAGUGAACUUGAAGAGGGUUCAUUCAGCAACCAUGCAUCUUCCAAAACCAUUGCUCAUAGCUUUGAUCGUGUAAGGUCUGUGGAUACAUUUGAUAACACAGAAGUGAUGAAUCCUGGUUUUGAGACUAGUGGUACUCUUGGAGGAUUUCCUAAAUCUUCAACCACUCGAAGCUACCAUGCUUAUGAUGGAAGUGUCUCUUCAAAUGAUGGGGUGGAUGACCAGUUCCCUAAUCAAUAUUUAGAUUCUUUUGAGAACACUUACGCUGUUUCUAGUGGGGUUUUUGAGGGAGGAUCCAGAAAGGGUAAAGGCAUUGUUAACAGCAUGCUACAUGGAGAUCUUGAAACAAUAAACCGUUAUUUUCAGGAGGGAAGGCCUUAUGUCCAAAGAGACAGCAUGGUGAAUAUAAAUGAAGUUCCAGAGACUACAAGACAUGAUCAUGCACAUUGGAUGAGAACAAAGAGAGAUGAGUUUCCACCCAGAAUACCUCAUCAUCGAAGUGGUUCACAAUCUGGCUAUGAAAGUGGAAGCACAUCAAAUCAAAUUAUUGAUGAGUUCUACUGCGGCUCAAGCUAUCUUUCACAUGACUCAUAUGAUGACCCUGACCAGGAGAAGAUGAAACUGUUGAGAUUGGUUUAUAAAUUGCAGUAUCAACUCAACAGAACUAGCUAUGUAAGUGGUGAAACCAAUGGAAGAUCGUCCAUGGGAAGUCACAUGUCUGCAUACCAAAGCCAUGAUCUUCAUGAAAGAAGAUUUUAUCAUGGUUUGGAUUACCCCAGGUAUGAUGGAAUCAACUGGUGCCAAAAGCAUAAUUUUUCACGUGCACCUUAUUCAACUGAGCCAACAUGCAGCAUACACCAUGUUGAUCCUUCUUGUUUCAAUUGCUGUCCCCAACAGUGGCAACACUCUGCAGAGUUGCCUCCACGUGAUCUUUAUCAGCAUGAAGAGUUAUGUAGGCAUAAUCCAGGUCACAGUUGUUGUUCAGCCCACCAUUCUUAUCCUGUAAGUCCACAAUGGUCCAUGACCUCUAACCUUCAAGCACAUGCCCAUGAAACAAUGUCUUGUGAUCAGAUGUACAGGCCUGAGGUGAAAAAACAUUUUAGGGAGAAACCAGUCUUGACCAGGCGACAUUACCGGCCUGUGGCCGGUGGAGCACCGUUUGUCACUUGCAAUAAGUGCUUGAAACUGCUGCAACUGCCUGCAGAUUUCCUCCUUUUCAAAAGGGUGUUUCACCAGCUCAAAUGUGGUGCAUGUCAAGAGGUACUCAAAUUUUCUCUGCACAACAGAAGUCACAUAGUCUCUUAUGCAUCAAAUGAUGUAGAGCCGUCCCUAAACGAGGUCAUCUAUGGAAGCAAUCCACCAUCUGAGCCUCGUGACAACUACCAUCAUUCCCCACAUGCAGACCAUGCUUCAUAUUCUGAUGAUUAUGGAAAUUCCGCUGGUAAGAGCUACUCCUCUGAAGGAGAUCCCAUACCGUUAAAUCCCUUGCAUGGCAGUGAAUAUGAUAAACCAACUGUAUCUUCUGGUACCUUGGAGACUAUAACAGAGAAGGAGAAAACUGCUGUAAUAGGUCCUGGUACUGGUGAGGCUUCAGUUGAAACAGAUAAAUCAAAUAUGAACUCCUCCAAUUUUGCACCAGAAAUUGAAGCACAUUUUCAGCCAAAAAGUUCACCACUUCAUCAACUGAUGGGUUAUUCCUCACCAAGUCAAGUGGUAAGAGGGAUUCCAUAAUUUGUUGAAGGAAAAGAUCACAUGCUCAAUUGAGAAAAUGGUCUAGUCAUGAGUCUCAACAGUCAUGCACUGGCUCAUAUGACAAUUCGGUUUUUUCUUUAUUAUGGUGAAUCUAAAAUGAAGCUUGAAGGAUCAAGAAAUGGGCGAGUUCUUUUCUCCAACUUUGGGAUGUGGUGAUAAGGCAUUUACAUAAUCAAUUAUUUUGUUUAAUUCUAUUGAACAAGGGUAGUGAGAUUGACUUGUUCCUCUAAGAUGUGUAUCAGUAAUUUUGUGGAACAGUUUGGCAAUGUAUGCUGAAAAUAUAUUUAAUGUAAAAAUGUAAUUUUGGCUUGUAUA
Messenger RNA from Vigna radiata var. radiata (mung bean), 4225 nucleotides. RefSeq names its product protein ENHANCED DISEASE RESISTANCE 4. Gene Ontology annotation, biological process: regulation of defense response to fungus. Lineage: Eukaryota; Viridiplantae; Streptophyta; Magnoliopsida; Fabales; Fabaceae. The coding region runs from base 572 to 3889 and encodes 1105 amino acids. The record is from RefSeq and is a predicted model, not a curated record. The transcript is spliced from 3 exons.